Molecule: messenger RNA, 3141 nt
Organism: Nilaparvata lugens (brown planthopper)
Lineage: Eukaryota; Metazoa; Arthropoda; Insecta; Hemiptera; Delphacidae
Product: gastrula zinc finger protein XlCGF26.1
Exons: 3
Coding region: 41-1561 (506 amino acids)
Biological process (GO): regulation of transcription by RNA polymerase II
Molecular function (GO): DNA-binding transcription factor activity; RNA polymerase II cis-regulatory region sequence-specific DNA binding
Source: RefSeq, a predicted model, not a curated record
AUUGUGGAUUGGUCAAACAAGAUUUGAAUUAGCAAAAGGAAUGGGUGAAGAACCUACAAUGGAUACUGAUAUAAUAAUGCUGGAAAAAAAUGUGGUUGGAGAACUAAAAAUCAAAGACGAACAAGACGGUAAUGAACCAAAUAAUGAAAGGAUAAAUAACAAUGAGAUAAGUCACAGUGAUGAAAUUAUGAAUAGGAGGGAUAGUUUGCGAGUGAGAAAGAAGACCAUAUCGUACUUUGAAAAUGAAAUGCAGAACGUGAGACGAUGCUCCCGAUCCUCAUCAAAAACUACUUCGAAAAAUAUUCAUAAGGAUCAGAACAGUUUAAAUCCUGGUGCAACUUUCGUUUUAGGAAAAACCAACUUGAAUACGAAUAUUAGCGAGUUCUUGAAAAAGUUUUCGGACGGAUGUUGUGUGGGUCAGUUGCUAGGGCCGGAGGGACAGGCAGUGGAGUAUGAAUGUGACAUGUGCAAUCAAGGAUUCAAGAGCGAAAAUCAUUUGCGCGAGCACAUCAAGUCGAUGCACUGUGACGUCAUCUACGAGUGCGGCUUUUGCCAGCAGUCUUUCAAUAGCCGCAAAAGUUUUAUUGAACACGUUGAUUCAGUACAUCUAAAUUUAAAGUUUGAAUGCUCGUUCAACGAUUGUGAUGAGAAAUUUUGUCAAGAAUCUGAUAAGGCUGCGCAUUUGAAAAGAGUUCACAAACAGUUUGUAUGCUUGCAAUGUGAUAAGAUUUUCAAAUCAGAAGGCGGCCUAUUCACACAUAACCAGACAAACCAUUUGGGUAUCAGAUUUGUUUGCUUGGUUUGCAAUGUCACUUUUACACAGAGAAGUGGAUUAAAAGCGCACAAUGAAACAAUUCAUGAUAAAUCUAGUGUGAAUUGUAGGUUGUGUAAAAAGACAUUCACUAGUAAACCUCAUUUAAGAAUACACAUGAGAUCGAUCCACUUGAAGAUAAGACAUUUUUGUGAGCUGUGCUCUAAGAGUUUUUCUCAGAAAGGUGCAUUGCAACAACAUACUGUCGCAAAUCAUUCAGGGGUGGCGUUCACAUGUGACUAUUGCAACAAGUCUUUCAAUCAGAAGAAGAAGCUUGCAACUCACAUACAACUGAUUCACGAGGGCAAGAGGUAUACGUGUGAUAUAUGCGGGGCUACAUUCGGCUGGAAAGAAAGUCUGAAGCAGCAUUUGCAGUGCAUCCACCAGGGCAUUAGAUAUCCUUGCAAGGACUGUGGCAAGAGUUACAGGGAUAAGCAACGUCUCAACCAGCAUGUUGCGCAUGUGCAUCUUGGAAUCCGCAAGUACCAGUGUGAGGAAUGCAACGUCAGCUUCAGCCAGCCGGGCAACCUCAAACAACACAACCUUUCUGUUCAUGUCGGUCGAACAUUCGAAUGCCAUUUCUGCGAGCACAAAUUCAAACAGAAAGAUGGUCUGAGAAAACAUAUAGAAACUUUACACAACGCCGUGAUUUAUACUUGUACUGAUUGCAAUGGUACUUUUAGCACCAGAAAAGCUUUGAAACACCACCUUUGCAAACGAAGUGGGGAAGGUGAGAAUGCCCAAGUAUAAAAAUUAAUAUAUUUUUGUCAUAGUGCAAUACAUACACACUUAUAGGGGAAAAUGUGUCUUAUAGACCUAGUCAUUGUUAUAUUUUAGUAAUUUUUCAAGAUUUAUGUUUUAGCUUCAUAGUGUUGUUUUACUUGGUCGGGUAUUCAAUGUCAUUAAACAAACUUAUGUUUAGCUAUUCAAGGUUUUCACAAUAAUCAUUGAUGGGCUCGUAACAAUAAUUAUAUUUCCAACAAAUCUUGUACAUAUAAAGACUUAGUACAAUUCACAAAUCUUCCAAAAAAUGAAAUAUAUUUUUCAAAUUACAAUGCAAUAAAAUUAUAAUUUAUUUUUUUUACUCCUUCAUAUUUGCUAAUGAAGCAUCAAGAUAUACUCCACUUUAAUUAUUUCAAUUACUUUAUAAUAAUUUUUAUUUUUUACUUUGAGCAUUUAAUUAUACAUACCUGAACUUUAGUUUGAAAGAUAUUUUUCAAUGGCUCUAUUUAAAUUAUACUUAUAGUUUGUAAGUGAAAAUUGAGACAAAUUAGUGGUAAGAUGGAGGAAAAUCAAUUUUUCGAGUUGACUUUUGUUCUUAUUUUAAGUCAAAUAGAUAUCGUAUACUGAGAAUCUUAAUCUGUCGUUUAUACUUCUUCGACAAAACAUUUUAGAAAGACUGUCGGAAAGUUGUAGAUUGUAUGACUCCUAUCAGUAAGUGACAACAUCUAGCAGCGAAUAGUUGUAAUAAUUAUACCCCAAAAAGAAAACAAAUCAAAAUCUUUGAUGAUUGGUUGGAGGGUAUUGUAAUUGUAGGGUUGGUUGUAAUUAGACGCUAUUAUUUUCUGUGAUUGUCCAAUAAUUACUACCUUGGUGCAGAUUCUGCUUGAACUCGCUGAUAUUAUCCUUUUAAAUACCGUACAGAUUUUGGAGUGUGAUUAUUCUCCUGACUAUCGAGACAAUAUCAAUUGUCUUCACGGAGUACAAUUGUCAGAUUUCUUUGUAUCAAAACUUUGAUUUCUAUUCAGAGCAGUGUUAUUUACUGAGAUAAAACCAUAUAUCUAGCUUAUUCUAUUGCAUUUAAUCUGAAGAGACCCGAUCGUAUUGAUGUAUUAGUAAAUCUUCAUAUAGAGGGAGGAUUAUUUCCAUUUGAUACACACCACUUGCUGUAUAGAACAGUAGAUUCUAUCUACUAUCAUAUAUCGGAUUAUUUUAUCAAGUAAGUUGAGUUCAUUUUUACCCCUGAAUCAAUAAGUUUUAAUAAUCUAUCUGUCAACUAACUUUAAUUAUCUUGGGAAUUGUAAUAGCAGUCAACUUUCACUUUCACUAUGGAGAAUAUAUUUUUGUUGUCAAGCGGCAGGUCCAGUUGGUUUGUUCUAUUUCAUGUUUAUAUACGUCUAGUUCUAUCUAUGUGUUCCCAUAUUGCAAAACGAAGAAGUAUUGCUUGACCUUUUAAUUUUUCAUUGACAAAAAUGAGUUUCAAUUCAGUAAACAUUUUCUGAAUUCAUACAUAUACGUUACCUUAUAAUUCGUCAUUUCAUUUAUUUGAAAGCAAAACUUCUUUUCGCUUCUUUAUUUCUCUGAAAUAAAAAUUUGAAUUCCCACUGAAA